This is a messenger RNA of Prionailurus viverrinus (fishing cat), 3077 nucleotides long. RefSeq names its product flavin containing dimethylaniline monoxygenase 5 (gene FMO5). The transcript has 9 exons. Lineage: Eukaryota; Metazoa; Chordata; Mammalia; Carnivora; Felidae. Gene Ontology annotation, molecular function: flavin adenine dinucleotide binding; N,N-dimethylaniline monooxygenase activity; NADP binding. Bases 195 to 1796 code for a protein of 533 amino acids. The record is from RefSeq and is a predicted model, not a curated record.
GCUGGGCUUUGGCUGGAAGGAGGUGGAGAGGAAUGGCUCCUCCCCAUUGGCUGUUGCUGUUUGCACUCAGUUCCUUUAUAUGUCUUUGAUAACAGCUGAAGGGCAGAGUAGCCCCUGCAUGACAGCUGAAAGAUUGGCCAAGUGCUGCAAAAGACAGUUACAUUGAUCCAGCUUGGGGAAGACAUCUGGAGACCAUGACCAAGAAAAGAAUUGCUGUGAUUGGAGGAGGUGCAAGCGGGCUCUCUUCUAUCAAGUGCUGCCUGGAAGAAGGCUUGGAACCAGUCUGUUUUGAAAGGACUCAUGACAUCGGAGGACUCUGGAGGUUCCAGGAAAAUCCUGAAGAAGGAAGGGCCAGCAUUUACAAAUCAGUGAUCAUCAACACUUCUAAGGAGAUGAUGUGCUUCAGUGACUAUCCCAUCCCAGAUGAUUAUCCUAACUUCAUGCACAACUCCCAGGUCCUGGAGUAUUUCAGGAUGUAUGCCAAAGAAUUUGAUCUUCUAAAAUAUAUUCGAUUGAAGACCACUGUGUGCAGUGUGAAGAAGCAGCCUGAUUUCUCCACUUCAGGCCAAUGGGAGGUAGUUACAGAAUCUGAAGGGGAAAAGGAGGUAAAUGUCUUUGAUGGAGUCAUGGUUUGCACCGGCCAUCACACCAAUGCUCACUUACCCUUGGAAAGCUUCCCUGGAAUUGAGAAGUUCAAAGGACAGUACUUCCACAGCCGGGACUAUAAGAAUCCAGAGAGUUUCACUGGAAAGAGAGUCAUUGUAAUUGGCAUUGGAAAUUCUGGAGGGGAUCUGGCUGUGGAAAUUUCCCACACAGCCAAGCAGGUUUUCCUCAGCACCAGGAGAGGGUCUUGGAUCCUGAAUCGUGUAGCAGACUAUGGAUAUCCCCUUGAUGUGUUAGUCUCUUCUCGAUUUAAACAUUUUCUUUUGAAGAUCUGUGGUCAAUCAUUAGCAAACAAUUUUUUGGAGAAAAAGAUGAACCAAAGGUUUGACCAUGAAAUGUUUGGCCUAAAGCCUAAACACAGAGCUCUGAGUCAGCAUCCAACAGUGAAUGAUGAACUGCCAAAUCGUAUAAUUUCUGGCUUGGUGAAGGUGAAAGGAAAUGUGAAGGAGUUCACAGAGACAGCCGCCCUAUUUGAAGAUGGCUCCAGGGAGGAUGACAUUGAUGCUGUUGUCUUUGCCACAGGCUAUACUUUUGCCUUUCCUUUUCUUGAAGAUUCUGUUCAAGUAGUCAAAAACAAGAUAUCCCUAUAUAAAAAUAUCUUCCCUCCUAACCUGGAAAAGCCAACUCUUGCAAUCAUAGGCUUGAUCCAGCCUUUGGGUGCCAUUAUGCCGAUUUCAGAGCUCCAAGGACGCUGGGUCACUCAAGUAUUUAAAGGGCUAAAGACAUUGCCCUCACAAAGCAAAAUGAAAGCAGAGAUAGCUAAGGCUCAAGAGCAAAUGGCAAAAAGGUAUGUGGAGAGCCAACGCCAUACCAUUCAGGGAGACUAUAUAGAUACCAUGGAAGAGCUGGCUGAUCUGGUGGGUGUCAGGCCCAGUCUGCUGUCUCUGGCCUUCACUGACCCCAAAUUGGCAAUACAGAUCAUCUGGGGACCCUGCACUCCAAUCCAGUAUCGUCUACAAGGCCCUGGAAAAUGGGAUGGAGCCCGAAAAGCUAUCUUCACCACAGAAGAUCGUAUCAGGAAGCCACUGAUGACAAGAGUUAUCGAACACACUAAUUCCACGACUUCAACAAUAACAAUGGCCAAGUGUAUGCUGGCUGUUGUUUUCUUUGCUAUAAUUGUGACCUACUUUUAGCUGUCCCAUUUGUCAUUGCCCCAGUUUUCUUUGGAAAGCUGCAUCUAGAGAUGCCUUCAGAAUCUGAUGAGAUUGAACAGCUCUCGGCUUCACAUUGUUCAGGAAUCUACUUUUCUCUUGCCAAAGCAUUAAUCUUCUUUCCUCUUUUCCCUACAGUGAGACUCUAGCUUUUCAUUCAUAUUGAUUUCCCUCCCGUUCUCUUGUGACCCACCACUUUUUCCUUUCAAUAACCCCUGGACUAUGAGCUCAAGUAUCCUUUCAGUCAUCUUUGUAAGUCCUUAGCAGACUUCUUGACAUGUGGUAUGUGCUUAAUAAAUGUUGUCAAUAUUAUGGUGGGGAGAAGUCAAUAUCUGUAUACUGGGUGACUGCAUGGAACUCUGCUUCUGAUAGGAUUUGAUAUUCUAUUAGAAGUUCAAUCUUGGAGCACCUGGGUGGCUCGGUCGGUUCAGUGCCCAACUCUUGAUUUCAGCUCAGGUCAUGAACCCAGGGUUGUAAGAUCAAGCCCAGUGUCAGGCUCCAUGCUGAGCGUGAAGCAUUUAAGAUCUCUCUCUCCCUGUGCCCCUCUGUUGAGUGUGCUCUUGCUCUCUCCCUCUCUCUAAGGAAAAAAAUAGCUCAAUAUUUUGUUUUUAAUACUGUAACUAAAUGUAGGUUUCCUGAGAGAUCAGAGAAUUAAUGGUCUUAUAUUCAUCUAAGAUAUAUAAACACUUAAAACAUUUUAUUUCACUAGUGAUUCACUAGUGUGUCUGAUCCCUCGUCCUUUUUACUCUUUUCCCCUAAGCAAUCUGUCUUUAUUUUCUCAAUGAAGAAACUACCUUCAACUUUCUAUGCUCAGGGGUCAUCCUAAUAAUCCAGCAUCUGUGAAUAGAUUUGACUUGGCUGAAAAACUUGGGAUUUUAAGUUAGCUGUCUGAUCUUCUUUUGAUCUCUUAGUUCCCAUAUUAGGAUCCAACAAGACUUUGCCUUAGAAAAUAUGAUCCAUAGCUGCCAACUUUUGUGGUAUGGCCUACAAAUGUCAUUUGUCUCCCCUCACUCCUUUCUCCUCUCCACUCCCUCACACACACAGAGUCUAAGUAGUCAAUAUUCAAAGAGGUUAUUUAUGUAUUAAAACAUGAUUGAUACUAACUAAAUACAGGGGCAGUCUGCUUAAAACAGUUCUCUUAGGGGGGCCUGGGUGGCUCAGUCGGUUGAGUGUCUGACUUCGGCUCAGGUCAUGAUCUCACAGCUCGUGAGUUUGAGCCCCGCAUCAGGCUCUGUGCUGACAGCUCAGAGCCUGGAGCCUGCU